This is a messenger RNA of Peromyscus californicus insignis, 4578 nucleotides long. RefSeq lists its product as uncharacterized. The coding region runs from base 1 to 807 and encodes 268 amino acids. The record is from RefSeq and is a predicted model, not a curated record. The transcript is spliced from 5 exons. Lineage: Eukaryota; Metazoa; Chordata; Mammalia; Rodentia; Cricetidae.
AUGGGCCAGCGUGUGCGGGUCGGGGCUGCCUCGCGGCUGCCGCAGCAGCCCUUUGGGAAGACAGAUUUCGCAGGCGCGGGGGCUGGGGGAGGCUGCACUGGCGCUCGGGUCGCCGCACCGCCCCACAGCCGCGCGCUCUCCGCAGUGACGGCAACCGCAACCUCAGCAGCACCCAGCUCCAUCCUCAGCCGCCUGGCCCGCGCCGCAGCUGCCGGGAACCGGGCGAUUCGGGCUGAGGGCGAAGAGCGGAAGACCUGUAGGUGUCCCAGGCCCCCCACGCCAUUGGCCGAAGCUCAAGAAACAGCGCGUGGGCUAGACGCGGUGUCGCACCGAGGGGGCGAAGAAGGGAACAAGAGAGCGCGGAGCGAUGCAGGCAGGUGUAGGAUUGAACCCCCGAGUCCGCCCAGAGGACUCUGGCAGGACCUGGGGCGGCCAGGGUGGCUUCAAGGGAUCGGAGGGCUCGGACCACUGCAGAUGCGGCGCGUGUGGGCGCGGCGAAAGCGCCCCCUUCUCCUGGGAUCUAAACGGAUAAACGGAAGCGCGUUAGAUCCUGCCUUUGGUUUGGACUGGCUGAAACACUACGAACUGCAACCCAUGUCUUUUAAAGGAGAACAAAAAGAUGAGGAUCUUGUGCGGACUCCGGGACAAAGCGUCUUGGGCUCGGUGACAAGGGACGCGCGGAACUCUGGCUCCCGGAUUGGAGAGAUCAACGCAGCCCAAGGGCACCCCGCAGGGCCUGCGGACCUCUCAGGCGAGAGGACCGCAGCAGGAGAGUUCCGGAAGGCUGAUUCCCACAGAUCCUGGUGAGGGGCCGCUGCAGCUCAGCCCUGCGGCACGCCCGGUCGGGCUGCACCAGGACUCUACACUCGAGGAAAAAGCUUGGAAACGAAAGGAUGCGGGAGAACAAAGAGCCUUCGGAGGACGUGGCUGUUAUCUCAUUGUCUGUGACUGAGGGAGCUGCGGUAGGAAGGAUGCGGUGGUCCUUAGCUCAUCGCGUUCCCCCACCCCACACCCUCCCCGCUGUCAGUGCGCACGCACACGCGCCGCCAGCUUUUUCUUUCUCAUUCCUCGUUUUCUCAUUCCAUCUUCUCCCAUCCCCUCCCUUUCUUUCACCUUUCCUUCCUCCCUCCCUCCCGUACCCCUCCCUCCCCCCUUCCUCCAUCCUCCAUAUCCCCUCCCUCCCUCCCUCCCUCCCUCCCUCCCUCCCUCCCUCUCUCCUUCCUUCCUUCCUUCUUUCCUUCCUUCCUUCCUUCCUCAGGAGAAAGGCCUCUCUCUCCGUGUUCACAGCGGACCUUGAUUUAAAUGUCCAUACAAUUAAGGCACGCGGUGAAUGCCAAGAAUGGGGCUGUCUGAGCACCUUGGGUCCUUGAGGGCCCGCCACGGAAGGAUCGACCCAGCCCAACGCCCUGGGCAGAUCUCAGCGCUGCAGCUGCAGGCGCCACAGGAGGGGCAGUGAGCUGCUGAAUGCCUCACACCGCAGCCUUUAGGGUGGGGAUGUGUGCGGCUACCGACAAAGAGGGGCUUGUGCAGAUGCAAACAGAAUCUAGGAAAGAAACAACCCAUUCUGUAACAGAAACACGGAUCUGUGUAAGCGGGUGGUAGUAGGAGUGGGAGAUAGUCUGGGAGCUGUUGGAGAAUGAAGAGUGCGCGUUAGCAUCUGGGACCCUGCCCAUUGUACAAGGUCGACACCUUACUCCGUAUCUCUUUUUGUCCUGGGCUUUCAAUUUGCCCUUAAACAAAUACUAAUAAUCUGGUACCCAUGCGACGGGCAGACUGCCCCCAGAGCCUGGACUGCAGCUACAUUGAAUUGUUCUGCUUGGGGUUGGUCGGGUAGUCUUUAGAGGAAGCUGUUUGUCACACUUUGGUGGAGAGCUGUAGGCAUUUGACAAGCUUAAGCAGAUCUCUGGGAUGAAGGCAACCAGCAAAUUUGCUCAUGAACAGCGCACAGACUCCAUCAAAGCUGACAGCUAGCCCACGGCUCCGAGGAGGGCCUCCCAGCGUUCUUAGGGCUCUGACUGAAGUUUCAGGCAAAGAUCCAAAACUGCAGGAGAGGCUCAGUACCCCCAAAGGGAGGGCUGCUCCGUUGCUCUUAAAACCAGGACAGAAGGAAAAACAGCAUGUGUACAGGUGGGGGUCUGAGGAAAGUCUGUUUUGAAGCGGGCUGUCCAGGAACAGAAAGGGUUAAGCCUCCCUCAUCCUGAAGCACCUGCUUCCCAAAUCAGCCCCCAGCAGCAGCUGGUCCUGGAGACCCCCGACACAGUUCCAUUCCAUCUCCAUCUCAGUGUUCCCCGCCAACCUUCAGUGGGAGGAUGGUGGCCUGGUGACCGACCUAAACUCAUUAAUUUCCAGGUGGAGAAAACAGAGGAACGGCAGGUCCCAGCAGCAGAGGGAGAGAAAGGAGGCCAAGAGCUGGCCUUCCCACCCAGGAAGCAGGCAGUAGCCCUUCCCCCUGCUGUCCUGCCAGAGGCCUGCCUUUGCAAGGCCAAGCCCAUAAAGGAUGUUUAGGAGUUUAAUCUGAUUCUUAACACAGUAAUCAGAGUCUAAAAGAGCAUCCAUUGGAGUUAAUAGAGGACUCUUUUCCCCAAAGCCUCUCUGCCUCCUCUAGUCUAGUAAAUUAGUAUUGGAAGGUAUCAUGGAUCAGUACCUCUCUGGCCUAGUUCCCUCACGAGUAUUUAUUAUUUCUUGAGUAUCUACUAUGUGUCCAUCUUUGUGAUGAUCUCAUCUUAACUGCUAAAUUUCAUCACAGAAGGGAGUGUUAGAGCUAGCUAGACUGAGGGUAAAUGCGCCAUACUCUGCCUAGGCUUUCCCAGAACCUUCUCUUCUCUGCAGAAAUGAGCCACAGCCUGCUCGCUCUUGCAGGAGGAAAGCUGUAGUGCAUACAUCAUGAGGACCACAGGGGUUUCGAUGAUUGAGUCCUAUAGAGCACGCUAGGCUACCCGGAAGGGAAAGCCUUAGCAAUGGCUGUCCUAAGAGAUGCCGUAGCCAUUGCCUUCAAAAUCUACCUCCCUUGAAAUGAGAACUGACCCUGUCCUGGGACACUCCCACCCUUUAUAAAUCUGUUAGAAGACAGUGUACUGUACCAUUUUGGGGGUGUGCCCAGUGCCCCCCUCCAUGCCCGAUGAGAUGUUAUUUUGCCUUCAAGCAAUGGCCUAAGCUGCUGAUGGCCCAACCCCUGUACCACAAACGUCCCCAUUAGCAAUCCUCUGCUCAGUAAUUGCUUCCCCAUGAUUCCUUCAAAUGUCCCCUCGUCCUUCACUGCUACUUCAUCUUACAUAACCUCCAGAUGCCUCCCCAAGUAAGGCCCUUUUAGAUAGAAACCCAAUAUGCUUUUGCUCCGAGAGCUCCAACCGCAGGCACCUUCCGUAAGGCCUGCCUGGGAUCUGCUGCAUAGGAUCUGUGCUGGGAGGGCUGCGUUUUUAUUUUAUUGCUUACAGAAACUCUUGUUCCAGAAGGUAUUAGAGUGUGGGAGUGUUCUGGGCUGGCCAGUCUGUGCGUCCCAGUGUGAGUAGGUUGUGUGUCCACCAGGUCUCCUUCCCAGAAGGGCUUUGUGUGUGGGACUCGAAUGCCCUUCUCAGCCCAGGUAUAAUUGCAAGCCCCCUUUCAUUUUCACCAAAUGAAGAAUCAGAGCCAAGGUCAGCCUGAGCUGCCACCUUCCUUCCUCUGCAUUUUCUGACCUUUUAUGCCCAUCAGUCAUUACGCAGAGAAGCUGAAGCCUUCUGCUCUCCCAAGGCGUCUCUUGAAUUUUCAAGAUCACCUCCCCUGCCUAUUUGCGCCUUCUAAUUACAUAGUAUGACUAAAAUGAAAGGAGACAUUCGUGAUCGAACCAUAGGAGGAGGCUGACAUAGUUUGAUGACUGAAUACGCGUUCUUAGUCCCUUGGGUUUGUUCAGACCCACUAUGGUCUCAGUCCCUGUGGCAUACAAGCUCUUGUGUCUCUUAAGGAACCCAGUACUUGGAAUAGAUUUAGGAAUGUAUCAAAGGACUAAUGAUUAAUAUGUUUUUCUCCCCUGCCAGAGACAGCCCAGAUCUGUCUCAGUGGAAAGGAAUUGAUUCUUUAACAGAUGCAAUGGUAAAUUCUAUAAAUUUCUUCUGUGUGUAUGUAUGUGUGUGUGUUGGGAGGGGGGGGGUUACACAAGGAACUUUGAUCAGAUAAUUAAUGUGUGGGGAGGGGCAUGUCCCCAGUGCCUCCGUGCACACAUAUUAAGCCAUAGAUUUUCUCACACAACCAUAUCCAUCGAUAAUGUGGAAGGCACUUGGCCACAAAAGAAAGUGCGCCCAUCCACACCACCUUUAUAAGGAAAUUUCCUCUCCCACUGUUGAACUUAUGUAACACCCACCCCCAUCGGAACCUUAGAGUGCCGUCUGGGGGCAGCUGCAGAAAUCCUGCCUGGGACAGAUGGAGCCUCCCCUUCCUCAGCUACUCUGUGGGUGGUUUUUGAGCCCAUGAGUCAACAUGGGCAGACUGUAGUGUGUGCUGGUGGUGUGUGUGUGUGUGAGGCUUGGCGGGCUGAUUCACAAUGAUGAAGGAUAUUAACAGCUGAGAAGUGUGGUACCUAAUAAAGAUUUUUUUUUCUUUCGA